AUGAAUCCAGACGGAAAAGGAUCAUUCAAUGCAUAUUGUGACAUGCGCAAUGAUGGUGGAGGAUGGACCGUGUUCCAGAGAAGACAAGAUGGCUCGGUGGACUUCUAUCGCGGAUGGAACGCGGAUUACAAAUCAGGCUUUGGUCAGCUGACGGCUGAGGUCUGGUGAGGAAACGACAAGAUCCACAGGCUGACGGCAGCGAGACCCAGUUCUCUACGAGUAGAAGUGUAGGAUUGGAAUGGGGUAAGAGCAUAUGCCAAAUAUGGCAAGUUCAAGAUUGGCGAUGAACGGGCGCAGUAUCGACUUGAUGUAGGCUCAUAU
This is a messenger RNA of Porites lobata, 321 nucleotides long. The record is from the annotation of a GenBank genome assembly. Lineage: Eukaryota; Metazoa; Cnidaria; Anthozoa; Scleractinia; Poritidae.